Messenger RNA from Spodoptera exigua (beet armyworm), 4618 nucleotides. Lineage: Eukaryota; Metazoa; Arthropoda; Insecta; Lepidoptera; Noctuidae. The record is from the annotation of a GenBank genome assembly.
UAUGGUGAUAUGUCAAAUUCCAAACUAAAACUUGUCUGGGACAAUUUCGUGUUGGUUCUUAUUAUAUCUUUUUUCUUAAUAAAUAUUUACAGUAUCCCUUAUAGUAAAUGUAGUUCUUGCGUGAAAUUUAUAUGUGAUUUGUUUAAAGUGCCAAAUUGAUGUCUCGUUAUUAUUGGUAUUAUGAAUCAGGUUGAUCAAAAUAUAAACAAAGAUAUGUUUGAUUCUGAUCUGAUCGACGUGGAAUCUUUGGAUUAUUCCGAUGAUCAGACAUGGUUGUACACAGUCCCUGAAGACUCGGGCCAGAAUGUUGACAUUGUGGACUGGAACUUAUCCUGUGAUUGGCCCGUCAAUGAGGACACUGAAUAUCUUAAGUUGGAGAAAACUCUAUAUACAGUACUUGACAACAUACUUAAAAAUGAAGUCCUCUCGAUGCCAGACAAACACAAGUUCGACUCACGAACGUAUGUUAAGCCAAAGAAACGAACGCAUCGACCGAGCAUUCAGAACAUAGUAGAAGCAGCCACUCCAUCUUCUAUGUCGCCUAUACCGUCACUGAACACCAUCCACCAGUCUAACCAAUCAGCGAACAAAUAUUUGACGUACAACAAAUAUAAUAAUCCGUUGGGUCCAAUCAGUCCUAUGUUGAGGUUAAAGACGUUUAAUGUGGAUACGAAUACUGAGAACAGCCAUGCCGUCAAAGAGUACGCGAUGAAAAGGAGGAGUUUGGUGCAAGAUGAUGAUCCUCAGUUGGAAGAUUUGGACGUGACCCUCGCAUCGGAGGUGUCGGGCCGGUCGUCGAUGGACCACGCGCCGUCCAAGCCCAUCAACAUCGACCUCUCACAGCCCGCCCACAACUUACAUAACACCUUCAACAAGGGUCUAACAAAUAUGAUGAACGAUCGGCCAAGUCUGAACAUGUACCAGAGCGGCGAGUCACUCAUGCGCAUGUCUCCGCCCAGCCUCGUCUCGUCACUGCUAAUGGAAAGUUCUGGAACGUUCAACGCCGAAUCUAUGGAUAGCCGCAAAUCUAUGCCUUCUCACAAGGAUUCAGGUCUUCCAAUGUCAGGGCGCGACAGCAUCGACCCGAUGAUGACGAGCAUGACACUCAGUAUCCUCGACGAGAAGGACAUGAGCACCAGCUUCCUCUCCCAAACCACGUACCCUGACAACGACAGCCUCAUGGACUCCCUUCCACCCAGCCUCGUCAGCUCUGUCAACUCUUCCUACGUUAUCUCCAACACCUCCAAACCUAAAGACAGCACAGACUCCAACAUAUUCAGCUCAGCGACCUUCACACACCUAGAACAAUCAGAAAAACUCCUCUCCGCACGACCUCGGUGCCAACUCUACAACAGCUUCACAAAACGAGAAUCUGGCAUACGAAACUCGGAAAGCUACACGAAAUCCCGCGAAGAAGCGUGCCAAAUUGACACGGGCAAAAUUCUAAAUGAAAACACUGAUAAGAAAGAUUCGCCCAAAACCAUACCCAAACCUAACCCAGAAAUGGCCGAAACGAUCACCUUACACUACUCUAACAAUAGGUUCAGACGGGACAAUGACGCUGAGAAAGAAAACUUUGAAACUGACGACGCAUUUUACAAGGAUAUGGGUAUGCAGAGGCCUGAGGACGUGGGUCGGAAUAGUCUCAACGUGACCUUGGGGAAGCAGGAGUUGAAUGAGAUUAUACAAGCUCGACAGAAGUUGUCACUGGCGAGGAAGGCGCUGCCUACAGAACCGGAGAAGGUGCCACCUCCUCAAGUGGACACUUCCCCUAUCAAAACCAUUCAGUUACCGAACCAAACUAUAACAGUGCCCCGACAGAGUAUGGAGAAUGCUUCAGAGUUACUGUCAAGGCGGAGAGCUCUUAACGGCAAUGGUUUCGAUAGACAAGAAGAACCACCGACAAGGGAAACUCCCAAAAGGAACGCUACGUUCAAAAAAUUAUCACCCAAAGCCAGCGCUAUGGACACAACGGUUGUUUACAUGAAGGCAGACGAUAAUCAGAUUAUAGAUAUUAAUUCAGCAACGCUUAAUUUAAUAGAUGUCGGCGAGAGGACCUUACAACAGGAUGCGCGGGAGUGGGGCUCACAAGAGCGAGCGAUGGUUGGUUCUAGCGAGAGUACUGACACGGGCACCUUCAGCUCUUCGAGUCCCCCUGACAGCGUCCCCGACCACGUAUCUACGCACGAUACACGCCCACAAAUAGCAUCAACACCGCUCAUGUCACUAAGGAAAGGAUGUAAAAACGACUUAAUGAAUCUUCACAAUACGAUAUCACCAAUUUAUGAUAUGAUAGAUGAUAAAUCGUAUACUGUUACUAAAGUACCAAGUUCGACGCCCAGUGGUGCUGUACAUAACACGACGGUUAUAAAUAGUGCUACGUUGGUUAAGAAGUCCGUGAAAAGGGAUAUUAUGGCGGGAAAAGCUAGUCCCGAGAAGAAAAUGUUCGCUCCAAGUGUUAUGCCGAAACCUACUAGGACGAUACCUACUAAUGCUGCUUCAUACGGUACUAUGGUUCCUCCUGCCGCCGUUCCCAGGAAAACCAGCUUACCGACAUCAAAGUUAAGGCAAUACAGUUCACAUAGAGAACUAAGCAGGAUACCAGGCGGGCCGGUCCCAGCAGCGAGUACAGGACCAGCUCGCGGUGCACUAGGCGGGCGUGGCAUCACGCGGCGCGCCGUGUACGCAUCCAACCCGGCCCUCAGCCCCACCGCCAGCGGACCGCCCGACCAUCCACUGCCCACCGAGUCUUAUACCAUCGCUACACACCACAAAUUAGAAGAUAAAACAACCUCUAAAACCGAGAUCCCUCCCACGCCAGUGUUAGUUCGACAAGGCACUGAAACACUAAGAAGAGAGAGACCGCACAGCCAGUUGGUGGCUCCGAGAGACCCUCCUACGAGUCGGCCUUACUCGAUAGCGACGACAGCCCCACUUCGCGUUGGCGUCGCACGACCUACCUCCGGCCCUGUACCUAAACAGCCAUCAGUGGCAGUAGUGGACCAGCCCCGCCCUGUAUCGAGUACGGCGGCGCCAGAAGCGCGCGUGUCCGCGUUACCCCGCCCCUCACGACUACCCGCUCCGCGACGCGCGCUGCGACCCCCGUCAGUGUACUCCGUGGCGCCUACGGCGGAUAUCGACCACUACUGACAUUUAGCCUGCUGUGCCAACCUGCUGGGCCGGCGACCCUAGCAGUAACUAAAUUAUACAAGUAACAUGACUGAUCCACUCAAAACACGGUGUCUUUCUAACUUUUUGUACUGCCUAGACAUUAAAUUUUGGCUUUUUUAACAAAUUUUUGGUAAAUUUUAUUACCCAAGUAUUAAACUCUGAUAUCAUUAUUAAUUGUAGUGUUGACCAAUUUAAUGAAUGAGUAAAUUGAGUACCUUUGGCACGUAUCAAUGCGGAGACAAUAAUUUGUUGAUACUAUUCGGACAUUGUUAUUUCAAAUUCAAUAAAUUCAUACAUUUCAAUUUCACUAGUUUCUCAUGACCAUUUCAUUUUUUGAAUGUUGUGAUACAAUCCUAUGUGGUUUUCAUUUUAUUUGUACACGUAUUGUAUUUAAUUUUCGACAUUCAAAGUUUUACAUGUGAAAAUUUUGCUAAUGUCUUUCGAUGGAGGUGCGAAAUUACCUUUUCAUACGAUGAAAAGAUUGACAUUUUCAACCUCUGCCUAUCUAUAAGUUCCAUUUCUCAUCAAUCAAUGCUCUCUCGCGCCAUCUCAUUGUCGAAGAAGCUCAAAAUUGUAAAAUUUCUAUCUAAAUCAUGAUUUGGUACAAAGACAUACAAAUUAAGAUAUUAUUCCUAUAUUAUUAUUUACAAAUUUAGUGAGUAGUGUAUCAAAUGUUGGUUUAGUAAUUUAUUUCAUAGUAAGAGUUUUGCAUUUUGUUUCAACUAGAGAUUGUAUUCAUGUAGGGACAUGUAAUUUAAUCACGCUUUAGAUAUAAAAUUAUAUUAUAUACUAUUUAAUAUAACGCUCCUUUGUAUACUAAUAUAGAAAAAUUGUAUACACGGCACAUUUGACACAUAGAUAUUUUUAAUAAAAAUGUAAACAAACAAAAAUAAAUAUAUCGAAAUUGCGCCUUUUAUCUCACAUUCACGUUUAUGCACAAAUUUUAUGUAUAUUUAUAUAAAUACUCUUUUGUAAAUUGUGUAAAUUUCAGUGUUGCUAUACUGUUAGAGUUAAACGUUAUGAAUCCUCUGCUUCCUAUCACAUGUAUAUUGAACAAUUAAAUAUAAACAUAUCGGUGUUAAGGAACUUGUGUAUCCGACGUUUGUUCGUCCUUGUUUCAGAUGCUUUAUAUUAUGUUAUUUUGUUAAAUAAAUGUUGCGUCUACUUGUCUAUACAGCGAUGUUGUCCGCCCAAAUUACAGUAUUUCGUGUAACCAGCAAUAAAUAGCGCAGUAGCAUUAUGUAUAUUUUGUAAGCAUGUAUAUGAACAGGAUUGUUUGUUUUUGUGUAAAAAUCUAUGUGCAUAUUGUGCUAAACCUUUGUUCCCGCUGUCGUGAGGUCGCGCUGAGUGCGGGCCAGCCCUCGCGGUUGUUUGAACACGUCGUGCCUUAUUUAGGUAGUGUAAGGGAUUUUGUUUUCAUUUUCUAAUAAAACUCUAUAUUUAAUGA